ACUUUAAUCCUUGGGUAUUGCUUUUGUUCAUGUGGUCAUCUGCUAUAGGGUUUAGAGGCCAAAAAGAUUUGGUCAGUGUUUUUUCUAAACUUGUAUUUAUUGAUGAUACGGAUGAUGCAGAGGGUCUUGAGAGAUUAAAAAAUCUAGUAGCGAAGUUUCAUACACUCAGUUAUGCAGGAAACCCUCAGACAUUGUUAUGUGAAACUUCACAUCAUCAUGUUUUUGGCUUGUCAUCUGCCCUUUCUUCAGCAGUUGUCUUAGAAGCCAUUCUAAAGUCGAUUGCCCUAAAAAAUGUGAGAUUAUGUAGCAGCAGUAGUGGUGGUGGUGUUUCUGACUACAGAUGGUCGAUUCCCAUUGUAAUUGUGGCCCAAUUUCUAACCAUUGCAGUCGGUAAUUUUUCCAUCAUCUAUAGAUGGCUUUCUUUACUCAUCCACACUGAAGGCCAAGAAGGUAUCCGUGAAAAUGUAAAAAAAUUUAAUUUACAAAAAGAAUUAGAAUACUUGAAGGUGAAGACCUUACCUUUUAGAUUCCUCAAGAAAAACCUCGUCUUUCAAGUUGGCAUAGAAUCCAUCAUCGAUGUGCUUAUACGCACCCAAAUGGGGUUGUACAUAUGCAGCAGUAUCUUCAUUGGGCUCCCAAUUUACAAUGUUAAGAAAUUGAUCUUGCGGGUAUAUAUAAUUCUAUUUGGUCGUAAAUUCCAUGACCCCACAAAUGAAACGGGCAUAAUGUUUUUUGUGGGUGAAGCUCUAACUUUAUGGAAUUGGAUAAGUAAAAUGGCCAUGAAAGACAUGAUGAGAUGGACAAAUAGGUAUAAGGGGGACAAUCCAACUGAUCAUCUCAUCCAAUUAAUAAUAUCUAAAUGUCCUCCUCCUCACCCUUCUUCUGCUUCUAAAUUAGAAGGUGCCUUCCUCUUCAUAAGAAAAUUAGAAGCUACAGGGGAAGAAUUUUUGUGGGAAAAUGUUGAUGAUGAUUUCAUGUCAUUUUUCAAUAAAUAUGGAUACAGAGUUUCCUGCGUAUCAGUGUUGGUUCUUUCGAGAAUUCUUGCAAAAUUGAUGCCUGCAGCUUCUUGUGGGGAAUCAUCUCUAAUGUACAACUUAUUAGAAGAAGCCUUAAAUGAGUCAUUUGAAACCAUUUAUUUUGUCGACCAAAACACCAUUCCCAGCAGCAGCAUGUUAGAUGAAGCAAGAUGGAGCUCAGCAAAAGAUGUGUGGGUGAAUUGGAAGAAUCCCAACAAUUGGUUCCGAAGUAAGAUCAUCUCUCCUGUAUUAAUCAAAAGUCGCUUAUUGAUUAAGAAAUCCGAGGAGGAAUCCGAAUCAGAGAUACUAGAUCAUGUCCUUGGGUUUCUCGAGUGCCCUAUUAAUGCUGCAAAAGAAAUUUUUGGUCAUAAUUUUCAUGAGUUAGUUGACCAAUCUUUACUCGCUACUUCGUUGGCUGAACAACACAUGAGUUUGAUUGCAAUUGAAUUUUCAAUCAUUUGUAAAUUCAUUCGAGAGGAGCAGAAUUUUGGAUCGGUUAAGGAUCUGUUUGAUUUCAUGGAAGAUUGUUUUGCAAAGAUGCUCUAUUUUACCCUCCACCGUCUUCCAAUGGCCAUACUGAAGGAGAUCGAAGGUGAGAAUGGAAAGGAAAUAAGUGAAGGAAGAGUUAGAAAAGCCUUCAAGUUCCUUUGUAAACUUGAGUUGUUAGGGGACACGAUUGAAUGGUCGUGGCCACCCCAAUUUGACCCUAAAAGUCAUCAAGCAAAUGAUGCCCAGUCGACGACAAUUGGUCAAGCGGAGCCACCUAGCCAAACUAGUAACACUACUACUACUACUGCAGAUGAUGGUGAUGAUGAUACGAUUCGAGAAAUCGGAUCUGAUGAGAUUGUUUGAAAGACUUCUUCUGCGUGCUCAAUUUCUAUUCUAUUGG
Molecule: messenger RNA, 1905 nt
Organism: Macadamia integrifolia
Lineage: Eukaryota; Viridiplantae; Streptophyta; Magnoliopsida; Proteales; Proteaceae
Exons: 2
Coding region: 30-1868 (612 amino acids)
Source: RefSeq, a predicted model, not a curated record